UCUUGCACACAGAAGAGGAAACCAGAAAUGGGAACUUCAAGCUCUUCAAUGCUUUCAUUGCUUUCAAUCAUUCUUUUGCUAUCUCUUUCAUGGGCAGCUUCGGAUUCUGUUCAUGGAGCUUUUCUCCAAUGCCUUUCUAACCGUUCUCAGUCUUCUCAUCCCAUUUCUGCAGUACUAUACACUCCUGAUAACUCUACAUAUUCGUCUGUUUUAGAGUCAUACAUUAGAAACCUCCGAUUCAAUACAUCUACAACCCCUAAACCGCGCCUUAUCAUCACCGCCACCCAUGAGUCUCACAUACAAGCUGCCAUUAUUUGCUCUAAGAAGCAUGGCUUGCAGAUGAAAAUUCGAAGCGGUGGCCAUGACUACGAGGGCGUGUCUUAUGUAUCCGAUGUCCCAUUCUUCAUCCUUGAUAUGUUCAAUCUUCGAUCCAUUAGUGUGGAUAUAGAAGAUGAGAGUGCUUGGGUUCAGGCCGGAGCAACUCUUGGUGAAAUUUACUAUAGGAUUGCCGAGAAAAGCAAGACUCAUGGCUUUCCUGCUGGUGUAUGUCCUACGGUUGGUGCUGGUGGCCACUUCAGUGGUGGCGGUUAUGGUAAUAUGAUGAGAAAGUACGGGCUGUCUGUUGAUAACAUUGUGGAUGCAGAGUUGGUUGAUGUUAAUGGCCGACUUCUCAACCGAAAAUCAAUGGGGGAAGACUUGUUUUGGGCCAUUAGAGGAGGAGGUGGAGCUAGCUAUGGCGUCAUUGUUUCUUAUAAAAUCAAGCUUGUCCAAGUUCCAGCUACAGUAACUGUUUUCCGAGUUGCAAGGACCUUGGAACAGAAUGCAACAAACAUUGUGUAUCAGUGGCAGCAAGUUGCAGAUAAGGUUGAUGACGAUCUAUUCAUCAGACUAACCAUGGAUGUGGUGAAUAGCAGCCGGAGUGGAGAGAAGACAGUAAGAGCUACAUUCCUCUCCUUGUUCCUUGGAAGUUCUGAAAGACUUCUCUCCAUCAUGAACACGAGCUUACCAGAGUUGGGGUUGCAGAGCUCAGACUGCACUGAGAUGAGUUGGGUAGAGUCUGUUCUCUUCUGGACAAACUUUGCCAUUGGAACUCCUGUUGAGGCUUUGCUUGAUCGAAACCCUCAAGUACUCACCCACUUGAAGAGGAAAUCAGACUAUCUGAAGGAACCAAUUCCAAAGGCUGGUUUGGAGGGGAUAUGGAAGAAAAUGAUCGAGCUACAGACGCCAGCUCUGACCUUCAACCCUUACGGUGGAAAGAUGGCUGAGAUUUCCCCGUCUGCAACUCCUUUUCCACACCGCGCAGGGAACCUAUGCAAAAUCCAGUACGCCACAAACUGGGAUGAGGAAGGGAGUGAGGCGGCCGAACGAUACAUAAACUUGACCCGACAGCUCUACAGUUACAUGACUCCCUUUGUUUCCAAGUUCCCCAGAGAGGCGUUUCUCAACUAUAGGGAUCUGGACUUGGGUAUCAACCACAACGGUAAGAACAGCUACUUGGAAGGAAGAGUUUAUGGGAUCAAGUAUUUCAAGAAGAAUUUCAACAGGUUGGUGCGGAUUAAGACCAAGGUUGAUCCUGGUAACUUCUUCAGAAAUGAACAAAGCAUCCCAACUCUUCCCUAUUAAAUGGUUACUAGAUUUCUGUCUCUAGACAAUACCUUUCUGAUUGCUUCAAUACAUGGUAUAGAAAAGAAAUAAUAAGUGGAGAGCUGUGUUUCAUCACUGCAGAUCUGCAUGCUUCAUUUUUUCUUUCAUGGUACAAAAUAAGAACACAUUGUUAUGUAAAGCAGCUGUGGUAUCCGAAAAUUCAUAUAUGUCGCUGCAUUUACAACUUAUUUGGGGUGAAUUAUAUCAUUCAGGGCCAUAGGUUCAAAACCCA
Molecule: messenger RNA, 1876 nt
Organism: Vitis riparia (riverbank grape)
Lineage: Eukaryota; Viridiplantae; Streptophyta; Magnoliopsida; Vitales; Vitaceae
Product: berberine bridge enzyme-like 8
Exons: 1
Coding region: 28-1623 (531 amino acids)
Molecular function (GO): oxidoreductase activity; FAD binding
Source: RefSeq, a predicted model, not a curated record